GGUGGCCUUGUGCGUGCACUUUUGCUGUGUGUCAUGAAGCUGUUGACUGUAAUUGUGUGGCUUGCUACAAUUGUCAGCCACGUGAAUGCUGACACCUACCUUCACAACCCAAGAGGUAGCAAUAACCGUCUGGAUGAAGCAAAUCGAGAUCGGAACAAUGGAAAUCGAAUGUUUGACUCUCAGAAUAACAACAGAGGUGGCUACAAUGUGGGGAGUCUGUACUACUAUGAGGGCUCCAUUCUGAGUAUCGAGUGGACAAAUCAACACUCGUGUAACAACCCCAACAAUCAUUGUAAUUUCGUCAUGCAGUACAUGUGUGGAGACCUCGUCAGAGACGGAACUACAACGACGACUAUUCCAGACAAUCCAGUCAACUGUCGGGACUACAACUGCAACACAGACUUGAAGUAUGGAAUGCACGAGAGCUACAAUUACUACCUGAAUUGCAAAGGUCGUGUGAGAAAUAAGGGAUUGUUUACUGCCGACCAAAAUUUGAAGGGAAACUCGGCUCGAUUUACAAGGCAGAAUCCAGGUGGGACACGACGUGGCUAUGAGUGUCCAGAGGAGAGAGAUUACUACCCAUAUUGGCAUCCAACUCCCUGGAAGGAUAUUGCUGUUUUGACGAACGAUCCGACACAAUGCCCUUAUUUUGAAGAAGAGAGUGAGAAUGUAAAGGAACGUUAUAGCUGUUAUGUUCCUUCUGGCCUUUAUAGCGAAUACGCACGGAUGAGGAGACAAGCGUAUAUUCCCAACAACAAAGAAGAAUGUGAAGAAAUCCAAUGGCCAGAGCAAAAAGACAUUCCUAAGGAUGCUAAUGUCACUGUUGAGUACGGCCAGUGGAUUAGAUCUGAACCACAUAAUUUGCCCAAACCAAUAUGUCGUCAGGCACAAUACACAAGAGAUAAUCAUCUUGGUAACACUUACGGCGGCUUUCCGCUGAUGUUCAAUUGGACUAUCCCAGAUAUCAAUCACGAACAUUGUGUCUUUCGAAUAAGAUACAACAUCUCAACUGGUGAUUUUGAAGGAUGGGGCCCGUCUGCUGUAAAUGCAUCAAAUAACAAACAACCUGGCAAGAACUACGCAAAUGUUGACGUUGCAACAAAGUAUGGAUUGCAGCCAAACAACCAAGAUGGGCGUGGUUAUGUUUUCAAGCAAAAUCCGACGGUUGAGAUUUUUGAUGAAUUUGCAACAACUGGGAAUAACCAGGAUAAAGACUUUCAACUUCGUUUAGCUAUCAAUACUAAUCAAUUUGGUCGAACAUUCCAAGAUCGUUCUCACACGUUUGCCAUUCGCCAACGGCCGGCUGAUCUUGACUGCUCACAGAUUCAUAACCUAAACGUACGAGGAAAGAGAGGAAACAUUGUUCAAGUCUAUCCUGGUGUUGAAUAUGACAUGGUUCCUAACCGACUGUAUGUAGCUCAAGAUGAGUGCAUUCAUUUUCAAUGGACGGGGUCGAAUACUAAUCCUAAUAACAAUGAUGGCCAAGGCAGAGCUGGAACGGAUAGGAGUAACAUUGUCAUGCUAGAAGCACAGCGUUAUUCAGAAGGUAACGGUCGUGCAGUGGCGAGUGGAAAUAAGUUGGGCCACUGGGGCAACAGUUAUCCGGCACAUUUGAACGAUUCAGAGACAAGAUUUAUGGGACUGAGUCGUGAAGAUCUUGACAGACUGUCUGGGCUCACACACAGUCAAUUUCGUGGCGAGUUGUCUGAGCUGGAUGACUCUGGUACUUACUUUGAUUUGGGCCCGAAGAAGGUGACCAGUGUGGGAGAGUAUCACUAUCUCUGUACUCGCAACAACAAUUUCAGCAAUCGCAGUCAGAAAGGAAAGAUCUACGUGGAACGUCAAGCCCGAGGCUGGAACCAAAUUGACUGGAAUGGUGGCAGUAUCGAGAUUGGGGAUUCUUCAGUGUGGUUUGAUCGCGGGGCACGUGAUACGCCUCAAGAUGUCGGCAUGGAAGUAUGGCAGACAGAGGACUGUGAAAACCUCAUCAAUAGCCUUGGCAAGUCUCUUCCAUCGGGAUCAUCAGCCGGUAGUUGUGUUGCUCUCUAUCCACAAGAACAACUGGUUAAAGAUAGCGCCAAGUUUCAGGUGUCAAUGCCUGUGCCAGAGGGUGUUACCGAGAAGGUAAGCAUUUGGAAAACAACCACUGAUUCUGCAGCCCAGUGGACUCUCAUUGAGGCAGAAGUAAGCAAUGGACAGGCCACUUUCCAAGCAAGUGAAGGAGGAGUCUAUGUGCCACGAAAGUCCGUCAAUGUGGCCGCUAUUGUGGGAAUUGUUUGUGCCGUGUCUGUUCUCCUUAUCAUCGUCUGUGGAACAACGAUUUACUUCUGCAAGUAUCCAGAGAAGUGGCAGGCUCUCAAGAAGGGCGUCCGUCAGAAGGCCAACUAUGCCAAACGCUCAAUGCAGAGUCAAGUCUAAUUGACUUUCAGACUAGUCGUGUUCAUUAAUGUUUUGGAACCAUGAUUGUUUGUGAAGCAUGUCUUUGUAUACGUUUUUUGUUGUUAACAUGUAACUAAACUGCUAGCUAGUCACUGCAGGUCAGUGAUCGAUGAUAGUAAAAGUAAUGUACACGCAAAAUUUGCAGCCUUCGCGUUCACUGUAGAGCUCGAAGUUUAUGGAAAAGAGGUAAUUACC
This is a messenger RNA of Corticium candelabrum, 2634 nucleotides long. Its product is annotated as protein DD3-3-like. Bases 34 to 2418 code for a protein of 794 amino acids. The transcript is spliced from 9 exons. The record is from RefSeq and is a predicted model, not a curated record. NCBI's taxonomy places the organism in Eukaryota, Metazoa, Porifera, Homoscleromorpha, Homosclerophorida, Plakinidae.